CGCACACUGAUCUGUACUUUGAAGGUUAAAUAUGAACUCAUAUUGUCUUCAUGUCUUAAUUACGUGUUCAUACUUAAUUACACAAACAUGAAACUAGAUAAACAAAGCAAGGGUGUUGUCUGUGAAACACCUAUUUUGUCUAUGUUCUCGAUGUUGUCUAUGAAACAAUGACUAUGAAAGGAAUGAAUAAGUCUGUAACAAAUCCCUCCCUUGGUACAUCCUACACAUAUUCUUUCACCUGAUUCAUUCGAAAUCCACCUUUACCGUCACCUUAUCAACUUCUCCAACCCAACAACAAUGAAGUUCCUGGCUAUUACACUGCUGCUCAUCUGUACGCUUUUCUCUGAAGUGCUGUCGCUGGUGUGUCAGUACAGCGUUUGUCUGUCAGGAUCUGGACAAUGCAAAAGCACAGAGAUAAACUGUCCAAACCAGUGUGUCAGUAUAACAAGCAUAAAGUAUACAGAUGGCAAAAGUUCGACAAAAGUUGUAAAGACUUGUGGCACGAAAGAACUGUGUUUGAUUGGGAGUGUAAACCUGGGAGACAUGAAAGUGACCCACAAUGCCAAAUGCUGUAGCACUACUCUCUGUAACACUGAAACGUUGGCAGAUGUUCCGAAGCUGCGGGCCAAUGGGAAGAUGUGUUACAGCUGUACAGGUAACGACUGCUCACAAACGGUGGAUUGUGAAGGCAACGAAUAUCAAUGCAUUUCUCAGACAGUUUAUCAACUAGGCAAGACCGUGACUAUGAAAGGAUGUGCAGACAAAUCCGCCUGCAAUAAUUCUGCAAUAUUAAACUUGCAGGGAAUGAACACUAUGGAUAAUCAGUGCUGUCAGGGGAACCUGUGUAACGGUGUUCAGAGCGUCACGCUGAGCUUCCUCCUCGUGUUCUUCUCUCUGCUCUCCUCCAUCCUCUUCUACUGAACGCCGCUGAGGAAGCAUCUCACUGAAAACUUUAUCUACGUUUAUCUAAGUUUACGAAAACUAUAGACGGACGUUUUAUAUUUAAGGGGUUGUAUGAAUAUGUUUCUCGCGGCAUCAGCUCUGCUGUAUUGCUGUUUCAAAUGUGACUUGUUUUCAUGUGACCCACUUUCCUGUCCGUGAUGGUGAUCUGUAUAUAAAACCGCCUAAAGCUAGAUUUUUAUCAUUUGCACUUGUGUUUAUAUAGUAGUUAGGAAGACUGUGAAUAGAAAUCCACCAGGAAGUGGGAAUUACAGAAUUACAAAAUAAAGAAAGCUACACAAUUAUGUGUCUGAAGGAAUUUAUUUGAAU
Ictalurus furcatus (blue catfish) is the source of this 1269-nucleotide messenger RNA. Its product is annotated as urokinase plasminogen activator surface receptor-like. The transcript is spliced from 5 exons. The coding region runs from base 298 to 921 and encodes 207 amino acids. Lineage: Eukaryota; Metazoa; Chordata; Actinopteri; Siluriformes; Ictaluridae. The record is from RefSeq and is a predicted model, not a curated record.